This is a messenger RNA of Aureobasidium musti, 1272 nucleotides long. The record is from the annotation of a GenBank genome assembly. Lineage: Eukaryota; Fungi; Ascomycota; Dothideomycetes; Dothideales; Saccotheciaceae.
AUGGACGAUAUGGAUGAACAAAUGUCAACACCUCGCGAGGAAGUGGCAGAUGAAGAGGGCUCGGAGAUUGAUCCGCUCUCUGAUCCUGAAGAAAGAAGGGUUCUAUUUGCUGCCCUCGAUUCUUUUCGACAAUAUCGUCAGGCUGCCCACUAUAACAUUACCCAUCUACGACGCCAAUCUUUCUACUCGCUUCCUUCAACUCAUAUGGAGAUAUUGGCUUCUGAGCCAUUCAGUCUGCCCAAGACUUUGGACGCCGUGGAUGCAGCAAUCGAUGCGAAUGCCGAUAUAGCCGAAACCGUCCUGGCCUUGGGUCUCGAUAUGUACGGUAUAGACCCUGAAUCAACCGAUUGGCACGGAGCAGCCACCUCACAAGACAUGGACAAAGUACGCUCAACUAUUCGCCAACUCUACCGCGAUUGGGCCGCCGAAGGUGCUUCCGAACGAGAAGCAUGCUGCGGGCCCAUCUUGGCUAGCCUCAACAGGGCUUUUGAAGACAUCAGUCCGGCCAAGCGCUCUCAUAUGAGCGUACUGGUUCCAGGCGCUGGACUAGGACGUUUGGCUUUCGAAAUAUGCAAUGCAGGCUAUGCCAUGGAAGGAAACGAAAUCUCGUACCAUCAGCUUCUUGUCAGCAAUUGGAUACUCAAUUAUACCUCAGGUCCGAGGUCACAAUCCGUAUACCCUUGGGCCCUAGGUUUCUCAAACCAUACACGCCGCUCCCACCAACUCCAAAAGGUACAAGUUCCUGAUGUAUGGCCGUCCGAAGAGCUGGACAGGAGCUGCAAGGAUCUGGAAGCAGAACUACACGCUUACCAACGAAUGUCAAUGUCUUCGGGCGAUUUUUGCGUCUUGUACAAAGAACCGCGAUACGAAGCUGCCUUUGACGCAGUAACUACAUGCUUUUUCAUCGACACGGCACCUAAUUUGAUUGCCUACAUCGAGACCGUCAAACACUGCCUCAAGCCCGGAGGCGUCUGGAUCAAUCUCGGACCUCUACUCUGGCAUUUUGAAGGUGGCUCGCCAGAGAAGAAGAACUCGUCGACGUCCUCUUCUCCUUCAGAAACAGGCAGGGAAAAUCAAACCAGGAAUCGUGGCAUUGGUGAAUCAGGAUCCUUCGAGCUUGCGGAUGAAGAGGUCGUGAAGCUGGUCGAGCAUUUUGGUUUCCAGAUUGUCGAACACGAGUCGGUUGUUGGAGAGGCUGGGUACAUUCAAGACCCACGCAGCAUGUUGCAAAACAUGUACAAGCCCAGCUUUUGGAUGGCUAGGAAACAAUGA